CGAAGAGAUUACAAGCCCCUUGGGGAAUGGAAAAGGUAGACAAGGCAGAAGGUCAGGUGGAAGAGAGGAGAACCAGUCAUGCCAAGGUCUAGGCCAUGUCUCCCAGCCAACAAUGGUGGCUGGGCACGAGAGCUCAGUUAUGUUGUCAGUGACCACAAGGGCGGAUCUUCUGCAACAUGGGAAAAGAAGAAGCCAGAUCAAUACAGGAAGUUGCUGGCCACAAGGAGGUGGAGAUGGAGAGGUCCUGCCCCGACUCGGUCCCCCACAUGAGAAGUCCUGAGGAUGUGUGUCACUUCAUCCUGGUUCUCUCUGGACUCCUGAGCACCGCAGUGUUACUACCCAGAGUCCUCCCCUUCCUGAUGGCUCUGCUGGUCUCACUCCCUGGAGGGCCUCUGGCCAUGGCUCAGAUCCUGCUUCUUCUGCUGUCAGCAGCAUGUGUGCACACUGGGAACUCUGCAGGAGCCAGCAGAGAAAAUGACUAUGGAUUCAACCAACCAGCAAGCCUCUCUGGGGUCCAGGGCGGCUCCAUCGAGAUCCCCUUCUCCUUCUCCUUCCCCUCCUCCUGGCAGUUGGCCAAGGACUCAAAGAUGAGCAUAGCCUGGAGAUGGAAGAACUUCCAUGGGGAAUUCAUCUACAAGUCAACCCCGCCUUUCAUACAUGAACACUUCAAGGACCGGCUCAUCCUGAACUGGACACAGGGUCAGACAUCCGGAGCCCUCAGAAUCCUGAACUUAAAGGACACUGACCAGGCCCCAUACUUUGGCCGAGUUUUUCUGCUAACAACAGAAGGCAUGAAGUUUUGGCAGUCUAUUCCUGGGACCCAACUCACCGUGACCCAUGCCACCUGCACCCCGACUACACCUCCAAGCACCACCAGCACCACCAGCACCACCAGCACCACCAGCACCACCGCUACAACUUCUGUGCGCACCAAAAAUGUCGUCACAGAAAGCACGCAUAGUGAAACUGGUGGCCUGGAUCUGCACACCGCAAUUGGGUUGGCAGUGGCGGCUGCUGUCUUCCUGGCUGGGGUUUUGGGAUUGAUAGUGUUCCUCAGGUGGAAGAGAAGGCAAGGCCAGAGGACUAAAGCUGAAACCCCAGCCAGGGAGCCAUUGGAAAACAGUGAGAAACGUGAGAGUGUUGGCCCUGAAGGACAAUGUAUGGAUGCCAAAGAGAACCCCAAGGAUAGUAACAUCCUGUAUGCCUCCAUCUCCCUCUCAAGCCCCACCUCACCAGGAGCAGCGCCCAGCCUGCCUGCCCACAGGAACCCCCAGGAAGAGACUGUGUACUCCACCGUAAAGGCCAAAUGAGUGAUGCUCAUUAGAAUCACCUUUGUUUCUAGUGGGAAGACUCCAGCUUCCACAGAUACCACAGGCAAAGAAAAAUUCACAGGUCACCGAUACCACCACAGGCAGACACAGAAAUUCAUUAGUCAGAGUCUAACCACAAAGAAACUGAGAAACUCCCAGUUCCUUUUUCUAACUUCAUAGGCCUUCCUCACAAAAAUAAAAAGAUCCACAGAAUUUGCCUAAAUGAA
Messenger RNA from Apodemus sylvaticus (European woodmouse), 1537 nucleotides. Its product is annotated as paired immunoglobulin-like type 2 receptor alpha. The coding region runs from base 177 to 1310 and encodes 377 amino acids. The record is from RefSeq and is a predicted model, not a curated record. The transcript has 7 exons. Gene Ontology annotation, molecular function: MHC class I protein binding. Lineage: Eukaryota; Metazoa; Chordata; Mammalia; Rodentia; Muridae.